AUGAAGGAAUCAUCUGAUAUUCAUAUCACUAUUCAACGAAUUGGACGGAACAAAACUAAAAAUUCUCCUCAAAAGUUAAAUCAAAUUUCUCCACAUGAUACGAUUCAAAAAACAUCAAAACUAUCUGAUAUUUCUACUAAAAUCCAUUUCAAUGAACAUUUAUCAUCAAACCAAAAGCACAACAGUACUACUAAUCGUUCUCUUAAAAUCAGAAAUAUUUCAUCAGAUCGAAACGAUACAAUUACAGAUCAUCAUAAAAAAUCGAGAAAUUUUGAAAAGAAGAUAAAGAAAAAAUGUUCCAUAACACGAAUUAUUUCUUUUACAAUUAUCACUCUACUUAUUGGUAUCGCAAUAGCAAUAAUUUUGUUGGCUAUAUUAUUCAAAUCGAAAAAACAAAUAACACCAAAUUCUGGUUUUAUACCUGUAUUGAGAUGGAAUAGUACGGGAAUCACAGUUGCAGGUGUAGUUAAUGUAUUUGGGAAUGGAAGUAAUCAAUUAAAUCAACCUAAAGAUAUAAUAUUUCUUCAUCCAAAUAUAAUUUAUAUUGCUGAUUACGGUAAUCAUCGAGUACAGAAGUAUGAACUGGGCAAUUUUAGUGGUGUAACUGUUGCCGGUGAAACUAAUGGACUGGGAGGUUCAUUAUCCAAUCAAUUGAAAAAUCCAUCGUGUAUAUUUAUUGAUUCAUCUAAUGGUAUUUAUGUGUCUGAUUCAGGAAAUAAUCGUGUUCAAUACUGGUCUAGUGGUGCAUUAACAGGAUUUACUAUGGCCGGUAGUCCUACAGGUUUAUUUGGAAAUACAAAUAGUACAUUUAAUGAUCCAGUAGGUCUUGCACGUAAUGAAACAACAGGUACACUCUAUAUUGCUGAUUUCGGUAAUAAUCGUGUCAUGAGUUAUCUAUUCAAUGCAUCGUCAGGAACUUUCGCUGCUGGUAGUAGCAUGUUUGGUACCGGAGUAACACAAUUAUGGAAACCAGCUGGUUUAUAUUUCGAUACAUUAUCAAAUAGUCUUGUGAUUGCUAAUCAUAAUGCUGGAAAUAUUGUUCGAUGGAUUCUUGGUGAAAGCAAUUGGACACUUGUUGCUGGUGAUGCUAACGGAGCAUCAGGUAGUAAUGCCACACUAUUUAAAAAUCCUCAACAAAUGACGUUUGAUCCAAUGGGUAAUAUGUAUGUUGUUGAUAAAAAUAAUCAUCGUGUGCAAUUAUUCAUCAAUGGAUCAAAAGAAGGAAUGACAAUAGCUGGUGUUACUAAUUCAGCUGGUUCUUCUGCGACACUACUUAAUACACCUUACGGAAUUGCAUUGGAUAAUCAACUCAAUUUAUACAUUGCAGAUACUUAUAAUCAUAGAAUUCAAAAAUUCCUACGUUAUUGA
Messenger RNA from Adineta ricciae, 1368 nucleotides. The record is from the annotation of a GenBank genome assembly. NCBI's taxonomy places the organism in Eukaryota, Metazoa, Rotifera, Eurotatoria, Adinetida, Adinetidae.